AUGUCGAAGCCUCGCGUGGCGCGCCCUUCGGGAGGUGCCGAAGUGUCCCCGUGCCUCGCUAUCGCGCGCCACGAUUGAUCCAUCCACCGAGUUUGAUUUUAGAAGAAAAAACGUUCUUUCUUCCCUUCUUUCUCUCUCUCUCUCUCUCUCUCUUUCUCUCUCUCUUUCAUUCUUUUUCUUCCCCUUCGUUACAUCGCUUCUUCCGCCGUAUCACUUCCCGCUCUCUUUCGCGCUUCUUCCCGUUUCCCGCUCGAUUCGCUCAACAAGUUUCACGAUACCUUUUUUUCGAAGGAGCGUCGCGAGGAGAGUUCGCGGGCCGACGGAGAGGGCAACGGAGGGUAAAAAAAGUUUCGCGCUUCUCUUUCUCGUUCAGCGAAGGGAAGCGGCCGUAAGAAGCUCGCCGGGAAAACGCGGCUCUAGCCGCGCUCAGUGGACCCGAACGGAUGCGGAGGGCGGCAGAUGACGGAUCCGCGACCCGAGCGAGCCGGCGAGAGGAGGAGUCGAAUGAAAGUGAAAACGGGGGACGACUGCACGGCGCGUACUACGACUACCACUACUACCGUUGCUGCUGCUACUACCACCACGAUGUGAGGUGGGAGGAUGCGUCGCCCUUCAGGAGAACGACGACGACGACGAAGGGUGCGGGAAGACGAGGACCGGCUGCCGACGAGUGCCUCGACUUCUUCCCUGUUUCCCUAAUGCGCGCGGGGAGUCAUUUUGAUGGAGAAAUAUCCGAUGCCACGUAUAUACGGACCAUAAAACGCUCGAGAAACGGGAGGGUCCGUGAAAUGGCGUUAGGGACGAACAGGAAGAAUGUUCAUUGACGUUAGAACUCCUGCGUCCCCGGCGAGGAAGCGCUUCACCGACCCCGCACUGGAUUACUCAUAGGCGGACAAAUGUCUUCUGAAGGUACGACGCAUUGUUUUCGUCCCCCGGAUUCGCCGAAGUACCGCUGCAAACCUGGUGGUGGUGGAUUGUGUGUGCAAGGGCCCACCCUCUUUAGAAUUCCCCGUCCGUAAAGGAGCGAGAAGCUUGUCGAAGACAAAGGCACGGGGGGGUUGGCGCGCGCGAGAGGAGUGGCAACGACGAGGAGAGGCGAGCGACGUGGAGGUGGUGUGGUUGAGGGGUGGUGAAAAAGUGAGAGGGAGAUAAGGAGAUAAGGAAGAUGGGAGAGAGCUCGCCGGAUCUCAGCCUCCGGCUACGCCAGGGCAGUUCCGACUCCAGAGACUCCUUCUACAUGGACUUCGCUCAGGGUAUCGAUUCCGAUAUCGAGGAAGUGACGCGACCAGGCGACAAUAAUUCCGAUCCGAUGCUGGAGAAUCACCUGGAAGAGAGCGGGAACGACCUGCCGCCGAUCGAGGACAUCACGACGAUUCCGGAGGAAGCCUCGGAAGAAUUGAGGGAGGAGGAGGAGGCGGCCGCGUUGGAGGCUGGUUUACGCACGCCGGACGGUGGCACGAUUAGCACGGAGAUCGAGAAACCGUCGAUCACGACCACCACGCAGGAUUGGCCAGGGCUGCCGGUCGCUCUACCAUCGCCAGCUUCGCCAUCCGCGGUAAUCGUCUCGCCGGAAACGUUGUCUAGACACAGCAGCAGCUCACCCUCUCGCAUCCACCGGCCGCCCCAAUUCGCGUUGGCCCUGCCAUGCUCCUCGCAGCCGAUUCCGGCGGUCUGCUACCCAGCGCCGACCUUCCUCGAGGUCACCGACGAGCGGAAGUGGAAGAACCUUGGAUGCGACGCCCUGGCGACCACUUUGAGCGCGUUGUACGGGAAACUUCUGGUCGUGAUGGGGAUCGCCUUUCCCAUGGCGGAAGUAAUAUCCACGUACAUACCGCCGUCGUUCUACGAGGCUUUCUACCUCUACCUCUACUUCGGCAGCAUGAUCUUCCUCGUAUACAUGUACGCCAUGUUGUUCAGGGACGGCAAAUCGAAACCAAAAAAGCAGAAGGACGUGUGCGAUCUGGAUUCAUCGCGAUCGUCGAGCGGCGCCGGCGGCGACAGUGACGCGCCUGAGACCGGAUGCCCGCAUAUGAAUCCGGCACGUCCGGUCCAGCACUAUGGCAGCUUUUACCUGCGAAUGGGCGCCGUGGCAUUCGGCAUCGGCUCGAUGAUCUACUCCGGACUGGAAUUCGGCCAGUAUUUCGAGCUGGAACGCAACACCAAGUGUCACAACAUUAUGUUGGCUCUCACGCCCGCCACGAGAAUGGCCUUCAUCUUCAUCCAAAUGUACUUCAUAUUCCUGAACAACGAGCAAAUGAAAGUUUAUCGCCAUCGCGUUGUCGCGCGUUUCGGACUGAUGCACAUGAUCGGCACGAAUCUGUCAGUCUGGCUGAACGUCCUCGUCCAGGAGACGAAGCACGAGAUCCUCACCUUCUACAAUCCGGAGAACAACUCCCUCCGAAUCUCCCACCGGCUGGGCUCGAAGGGAGGACUUCACCUCGGCGGCCAUACUCACUCUCAUCACGGGGAACACGUGCGACUGCCGCGCGGUCUCAAAGGACCCCAUCACAUGUUCGAGUGCCGACGGACGAAUAUAAUGGGAUCGUUGGUGCAAGACGCCAGCCCCUUCCUCUUCCCGUGCACGAUAGAAUACAGCCUGAUUUGCGCGGCCAUUUUAUACGUUAUGUGGAAGAACAUCUCGAAGGCUGGAUUCACGCAUCCCAUUACGCCGCCGGGCUCGCGUCACCACGCGCACGCCUACAGGAAGUCCCCCCACCAUUACAGCGUGGACUGCGCCCGCGCGCACAAGGGCCUCUUCGUGGGCAUCCUGAUCCUGGUGCUGACCAUCAUCUCCCUGAUCCUCUUCUUCGUGCUCAUCUCGCGACCCGAGCUGGUCAGCCUCGCCGUGACCGAGGUGAACGUGUGCGAGCUCACGCUCUACGGGAUGUCCACCCUGGCGACGUUGAUCGGCAUGUUCCAGAUGCGCAAGCUGCGCUACGACGGCGGCAGAAACCUCGAGCUGGACAACAUCCUCCUGGUGGCCGCGCAGACCGGCAUGUUCAUCUACUCCACCUUCACCAUCAUCGGCGGCCACUUCACCCUGCAGAAGCACACGGUCCUAGUGUUGGUCACCGCGCUGGCCAGCGUCGUGCAGACCACCUGCCAGACCAUCUUCAUCCUGGACGCCUCCAGACGCUCGGUCGCCACCGCCGAGCAGAUACGGCGGAAGCCGGGCCGGGAGAUCGUGACGUUCCUCUUGGUGACGAACCUGGCCAUGUGGGCGAUCAACACCCUGGAGAAGUCCCGGGCGGAGUCGCACCCGGUGCAGCUGCACUUCUACGGCCUCUGGGCCUGGACGAUAAUCACCCACGUGUCGAUGCCGUUGGCGAUCUUCUACAGAUUCCACAGCACGGUGUGCCUGUGCGAGGUGUGGAAACGGGCCUACAAGGUCAAGCCCACCUACAUGUGACGCAAGGGGUCCCGCGAGGUCGUAUGGAAGACCGCAGGUGCCCCGCCACGGUUCUGCAGGAGCCUGCAGAGACUCGACGCCAUCGCGGAGAACGAUCCGGCGUAUUUCAUAUGAUCGAGAAAAGCCGAAUCGGGGGCGUCGAGGCCGCCUCGGGACGACCGACUGACCCGGCCGGGAGGAAUUCGCUCGGCCGACGGUCGAUGCGAUUUUCACGUCGACAGAAACGCGCUGGACGUUACAGCGCGCGAUCCACCACGUGACGCCACCGGUCUGUCACCGCGCGAGCUACGCUAAGGUUCUGUCAGAUUCCCGGAUACCUCGAAGAGCCAGCCGCAGCACAUAGAGCAAUUACAGGUUCAAAGGCCUGAAAGGACGUUGCCGGAUAUUACGUGUGUAGUGGAAACAUGGGUCGGAGUUAGAAAAAGAAUGAAAAGAAAGGAAGAAAAAAGAAACACGAACCGACGAGAAAGCACCAGGGGGGAAUAAAACGUAAACGAUAGAUUUCAGAGGUCAUUUAUCGGAAGUCGGUGUCUCUGGUUAACCUUGUACAGAUAAAAGCCAGUUCGGCAUGAAUGUCCGACGACUCCGCGUAGUAUCCUGCGCAACAUCACGUUGCGAAAGUCCCACUGUCACUUCCUAAACGGGAUUAGUCAUUCGCCGCUCGAAAUAUCGCUCGAACGAUCGCGAGUCGCGGGGAAUUGGUCGAGAAGAAGAGGAAAAAAAGGAGGAAGAGGCAGAGAAAGGUCGCCGAUCGAAUCGCCUCGCGGAGAAACCUUCGUUGCAAAUAUGCGAUAUCGCAUCGUCUUCUCUCGAGCUUGGCACUCGGCCACCAUUCCAAGGUUUCCACCGAUGAUUGAGACUCUACUUCGCCAUCGAUAUCUGUAAAUAGCAGUCUCUGUUAGCCACACCGCGUCGGAGGAAACGGGGCCGCGCGAAUUAACGAAAUUCGCGGUACGCGCAUUUAGAAGAGUCCCGGAUUUCCGUGUCGACAAAUGAUAAAUAUCACUCAGAAUUUAGCAGUCAAGGAUGCAAUAUAAAAUAAAAGCAAGCAAUUAUAUCACAAUUAAAGGAAUUGUUAAAUAAUUGCAAACGUUUCGGCUCUUCUCCGAAUUCUCUUCAGGAGGUUCUCUCACUUGGCCCUUGACUAUCAAAUUCUGAUUGGACAUCAAUAGAGCCAUCUCUAUAUUUCUAGGAAAAAUCGUCUAUGUGUAUCUCGAUAUCUCUCUAUCACUCGCCGUUUCCCACAGCUUUCGUCCUGAGCCGUGAGCUAAGAAAGCAGGAAUGGCAACGCGAGAUAGGAGAGAAUCAAAGUUCAUCCGCAUGAAAGAGAGUUCAAUCGCGAUAGAGCGGUAGAUAAACGAUCCCACUGUUAUCUUCUAUCGAUUCCACGAUAUCCUGUCAACUACGAAAGAGAGAUCAGAUGAUUUAGCUGUUCGAAGGUGUAGCUAUAUGUGGAAGGUAAUGCAAUCGGCGGUAUUCUUCAACAGGUCUGAGCGGUUAGGCCGACCAAACUUCUCGAUAUUGAACUUCUCGAUGAAAGUUAAGUUGAUACAAUAUUACACGUAGAUUCUAAACGCUCGUAUAUUUGAACGUGUUCCCCGAAAAUUCGACGGAUCGAAACGGAAGAAGGGAACGCCAAGUUAUAAGGAAACAAAACCGACCAAACGCACGACUGGUAGGUGGCGGAACGUCCACUCGUUAGAAGUAGAAAGGAUUAGAUUUCCUUAGAACCAAUCCGAUCGAAGCGUAGUCUUUCGAUUUUACGGGAACAAUGAACCUUCGUUCGAUACAUUUUUCUAGUUCUGAGAGAGAGGCCGAGAGAAAGGGAAGAGAGUUCAAUUUCCUCUCUCCUCGGAAGACUGAAACGAACGUCGGGAGAACGGCCGGAACACCGAAUCCUAAUCCACUUCGAACCGAGUCCUCUAAAUCCGCGUCUCGAAAGAGAAAGAGCCAAUGUCCGUUUCCUCAAUUUUCAAUCGCAGAAGUCUGAUAAUUUAUGAACAUUUCGGAAUCGUGAAGGAUUCACUCACCGCAACUGAAAUUUGGUUUCUAAUGAGUCUAACCGAUGUAAUUAGCGGAAAGUGUCUCAUUUUAAAAUGUUUACAAAUUUUGAGAUUUUUAUUACUAAGGAUCGAUGGAAUAGGCAUUGAUCGUUUACUUCCGAGGCACGGAAAAUAUACAAUUUUAUUGUUCGGUGCUCGCAAUCGAAGGCAUUUGAACGCUUUUACGGAUAUCCGUCUUCCACGUAGUACAAACUGCAGUUUAACUCUGGAACACUGGAAGGAAUAAAUUCUAACUGAGAACACGCACAAUAUGUGAUAGUUUAUAUAUAGUAUAAGAUAUAAAAGAAUAGUUCGAAAUUUUUUAAUCAAAGAUCGCUCGCUUUUCUUCUAGAGAAUCUGAAGUAUGCAGAAAUUUUAAUAAACAAUCAACAAACAUAAAACCAAUUGAAUGUUCUAGAGUUAAACCGACAAUCGUCGCGUCCAUUCCAAUGGUUCGAGAACAAAAUUGCGGCGGGAGAAGUAGAUUACGAGUACGUUCGAUAUAGUAACAGACAAUAUUUUGGUACAAUGGUGUUAUUCACGAGUUUUCGUGGUAAACCAAAUUAUCCUCCUUAUUGAGUGUUACAGUUUGUGAGACAACUGUACAGGUCCUAAAUCGUUCAACUGCGACGAACAAAUGGUCGCAUUAAUUAGAAAUAUUCUAACGGUGCGAUGACGCAAAAAAUCCGUUUUCCUCGAUUUCUUAUUCAGCAAACUCAAAGUCCCUACUUGUCUUACGAACUUUAUUUUGUCGAACGCCCAGUCCAUGUAAAGUCGAUAGAGAGAGGGAGAUCAUGUAGAUAUUAAAUACCUUAAUAUUUUGACCACCACGCCAUCCAUAUUUGAGUGACGCGUUUCCGCAUGGGCGGAAUCUUAUUGACGAAUGACGGUUCUACCUACUCAAUUAUGUAAGAAUGAUUCUAUUACAUAGUCAUAAGGAUAUCGCAUGAAAACGGUGAAACAUUUCCAAUACGAAAUAUGCUAGAUGUAUUAGAAACAAAAUUACUCGAGAUGGCACUUGUUUCGUACGAUUCGUGGGACUCACGCUGGCAUCCAGCGUGGCAGUCGAAGGUGUCAUGAGACGAAAAAUGAAAAUCAGAGAACUUGAAUUCUUUUAUAUCUAAGGAGAGAUGUACGCACAAAAAAAAAGGUAUACACUUACCGUCGUAGAGAGCACGAUUGAUUAAGGACGAAGAUAUUUAGCACUGCUGUUAACAUCAUGAUCUUACAACCGUACGGAUAUUUUUAUCGUCGAAAAGUUUGUAUCGUCAUUUAGAAAUUUAUUUCGAGCCAGACUCGGAGAGAGAACGGCCAGAAACAGAUCGACGAGCCCGAGUGUAUCGAGUAUCUGUAUCCCCGAAAAGCUCUCGUGCAAUCUUCAAGGAGAUGCGAUAGGAAACUAAAACGGAAGGAGACGUUCGGAGUAGAAACACCACAGUACAACGGCUGAUCAUAUCAUUGAGCCUUAAUCCGUCGAGAAGAGUGCUGUCCGAACUCUGAUAAGAGAUAAAGAGGGGAUCAAAGCCGAUCGCGGAGUCGAGCGCGAUCUCGAAACUGAAGCGACCUACUCGAGUUUCUUUCAUGCUCAACUGACAGGUGGUGUGGUGAUGCGAGAUCCCACGAAGAAGAAUGAGCGACAAAUGAGUCUAUCGUGUGAUCUCUGAUGAGUUUAUGUAUGUGUGUGUAUGUGUGUGUACGGCUGCGGUCCGAUUUACGCCUACGCACUGUAAGCGUUAUUCUAUUUGUAUUGUUUAUUACAUGCGACCAACGGAAGAUAGAAUGACGUUAAUAGAUAAAACGCGUAAAUCAGACCGCAACCUGUGCGCGUGUGUGUAUGUAUGCAUGUGUGCGAGUGUGUACGUGUGUGUGUAUGCGGGUGCAUGAGUAUACGAAUGUACGUUUGUACAUGGAACGAGAGCAAAGACAGAGAGAAAGGAGGGAAAGUCGAGAAUUUAAUGGAAAUAUAGGCACACUUAUAGGUAAUACGUAUCUCGUGCUAGAAGCUUCGAUAUCGAUUAUCGCCGUUGCGAACUAUAUAGUUAUAUCCGGUCGGUGCAGUCGAUUUUUUGUAAGAUAUCUCGUUUCUCCAAGACGACUGUAAAUAAACGGAGGAGAAUACACAAUAAAAGCAGGUUCUCUCGGUGUUUAGCGCUAGUUGUGUCGACAUGUUUCUUCCUAUAGUAUAUAUAUAUUAUAUAUAUACACACAUAUAUAUAUAUAUACAAGAUAUAAAUAUAUUUAUUAUUAUGUUGUUCUAUUAUAAUAUUUAUUACAACGUCUGACAUAGGAUUUAUAUACGCGCGACGUGUUACGUUUAUAUUGAGAAUCCUGAAGACUCGUGCCGGGAUCCCAUGUUCCUUCUUUUUCUUCGCUUCUUCGUUCGUUCGCGGUAUUCUUCCUAAUUAAUGGAGAACAGCGGAAAUGUCGAAACGGACGACGUGUCGGAGCACGUCGAUGUGAAGAACAACGCUGUCAAUUGAUGCUACAACACAAAAACAGACUCUCUGAGUAUAUGUUGAAAUUGAGGGACGAUUGAAUUCAAUUGUUACAGCUGAAUUGUUUGAACAGAAACCUGUCUAGAUUUGAUCUCUAAGUAUUGCAAGAGAGUCUCCUUCUCUCUCUCUCUCUCUCUCUCUCUCUCUCUCUCUCUCUCUCUCUCUCGCAGGACAUUCCUGUCCUGCGUUUCUCGCGUGCACAUGGUUGAUGCAUUUUCGCGAUCUCGGCAUGAGUUUUCGCCGGAAGAAACGUGAAAUCACAGGGCGAAAAUCACGAAGGACGCAAUUCGCAUUUUUUGCAAGUGAUAUAUAUAAAAGAAGAAAAGAAAAAGAAAAAAAGGAAAAAGAAAGACCCAACGGGAAUGUUCUCUUUAUUAUAUCACAUCUCUAAACUAUACUUUUUCUAUGUCCGCAUAAAAUCUAGUUCCUACGCAAUGUUUGUACUCUUAUACCCUUUGUACUAUUUGUACCUUACGAAUUGCAAUACACUCGUCCGCAAUAACGAAGCGUCUACCUCUCUUUAUUACCGCUCACCGUUACUCCCAUUAUCUAAGAUAGAAAGUACCAGAGAGGCAACGCGUCGAAUUGUUAAAACCGCAAACUCCAUCGGCGCCGCCGGCUGCCGGGUGAGAAAGCUACGUCGAGAUCGACUCCAGUCCCGGACAGAUUCGCAACACCUGAAAUCAAACUUUCUAGAUAAUGAGAGUUUGUUGUCCGUGCGACAAGCGGCCGUUAAUAAUGCGAUGGUAGCGGCGAAUAAUUGAAAUAGCGGCGAACCCGGCGGCACGCUCGGCGAUCGGGCCGACCCAAAUACCACGCGAUUCCGGAGUCGACUCCGCGAAUGCGUUCGUGAUCUCUCGUUGUUGAGGUAGGCCUUCCACGGGCCUUUCCAAGGUCAUCCGGUGACCGACCCUCAAACUGAAUCUAAUGAAGACGAAGCCGAGACUUUCUCUUCGCGGAAUCAAUUUAUCUCGCGAGAAUCGAAUACCCAAAAGACGUACAGAUUUUAGCUGACACACUGAGAAGAACAAUGAUUAAUCAUGCUAAAAUUAUAAUCAUUCCCGGCGCCACUUUGUACCCCGUGCGAUUCUGAUCGAGGAGAGAAAAAAUGUCGCUCAAUCACUUACAUUUUGUUGUAAAUUCGGCGUUUUGCUUCCUCGAUUAAUUCACCGAACGUUUCUUUUGGAAUUACUUUCGAAAAAUUAAUAAUGACAGAUUAUUAUCGUCGUCGUGCACUUCAUUAUUGAGAGUCCGAAUCGCGUGUCGCGAACUAUUAACGUAUUUCGUCGCGAUUUGUAUCGGAGCGCGGUGAGUCGGCCGAAUUUUUCGACGGUCCCUGCAUUUGAGAAUACAAAUGUGGAGAAGCUGACGGCGAGAGUAUUUCAUGUCGAACAUGCUGUUGACGUAACAGAAGCGUUUCCCUGAGUGCUCUUGAGAGGUAAUUAGUCAAAUUGAUAAAUGGAAUGCGCGCUCUUAAUUAGGCCGGCAAGCGAACCAGAUCGACUAAAAUAAUUCACGCGAUAUCCGCAAACACCAAGAUUACUUCACGCCAAUCAAUUGUCUCGUUAACUCCUGAUUGAGGUCAGUACCGAAUGCUGCUUCCAAAUAUAUUUCGACAGCUUAAUUAACUGCAAACCUGCAGUAUCAGCAGUACAAAACAGUAUUAUAUAGUGUCUACUCUAAGGUUGUCGUUUUAACUUGGAAAAAAAACAUUAUAUAAAUCUUUACAUCACGGAAUUACGGAUCAUUUAAUCGAGAAAUCGUUAUCGUAAUUAAUCGUGCCAAUCUUAGGAAUAUAUUCAUGCUUAUCUAUUCUUAUUAAUUAGGUCAGGUCUAUAGAAAGUAGAUACUUCACAUUAUAAUAUUCAGUUUUCAUCGCU
This is a messenger RNA of Dinoponera quadriceps, 9826 nucleotides long. Its product is annotated as otopetrin-2-like. Lineage: Eukaryota; Metazoa; Arthropoda; Insecta; Hymenoptera; Formicidae. The transcript has 11 exons. Gene Ontology annotation, cellular component: membrane. Gene Ontology annotation, biological process: proton transmembrane transport. The record is from RefSeq and is a predicted model, not a curated record. The coding region runs from base 1166 to 3409 and encodes 747 amino acids. Gene Ontology annotation, molecular function: proton channel activity.